CAGAACAGGAAAACCAUGGAGAAUAAUGCUCGAGUUAUCAAGGGUUUUAUUCUUUCGAUUCCAGAAUCUGUGUCCCGGCUCUGGCAUAGAGCACGACAACUAGAAUCACAGCAGCUACCACCUCCCACCAUGAACCAAGGAGAGGCUGAGCAGGAAAUGGAAUGGCAAAAGGUGCUUAUAAGCUUCUGCUUCACAUCAGGACUUCAAAUAGCCCUUCAUUUUCACCAAAUUACUGAUUCCAAACUCGAUUCCUUGCAUUUAGUCUGUGUCCUUGUUGCAAUUAUCUUUUCUUGCCUCUUUGUUUCACAUUUUAUCAACCCCGCCAAGUUUCCGAGGACAUCCAAAGUGUUGGGUAAAGUUUCAGUUUUCCUGGCAGCCACCGUGUUUUUCAUCACCAUUUCAAUCCCAUUCCCCCCUGGUGUCAAGUGGGCUACUUGGAUAAUCUAUACCAUUUCGUUGCUUGUUAUUGCCAUGUGCAAUUUCUGCUACUAGACACGAACUUUACUGGGCAUACAUUUUUUCUGUCAGUGUUUGUAUUUGUUCUUCAUAAUAAGGCUUGCAUUUUAAAAACGAACAUGUUGUUUCGUUGCUGCGUGUCGGUAUUUUACUUAAACAUCAUAUAUCAAAAAGUUGAACACCAGAUUCCUGGUUUUCCCCCUCCUAUGUA
This is a messenger RNA of Populus euphratica (Euphrates poplar), 667 nucleotides long. RefSeq lists its product as uncharacterized. NCBI's taxonomy places the organism in Eukaryota, Viridiplantae, Streptophyta, Magnoliopsida, Malpighiales, Salicaceae. The record is from RefSeq and is a predicted model, not a curated record. The coding region runs from base 16 to 492 and encodes 158 amino acids. The transcript has 3 exons.